This is a messenger RNA of Teleopsis dalmanni, 3681 nucleotides long. RefSeq names its product serine/threonine-protein kinase Tao (gene Tao). Bases 360 to 3374 code for a protein of 1004 amino acids. The record is from RefSeq and is a predicted model, not a curated record. Gene Ontology annotation, molecular function: protein kinase activity; ATP binding. Gene Ontology annotation, biological process: protein phosphorylation. Lineage: Eukaryota; Metazoa; Arthropoda; Insecta; Diptera; Diopsidae. The transcript is spliced from 13 exons.
UUUUUCACCAUAUGGGUGCAUAGAAGAUUUUAGAGAAUACAAAAAAACGAUUUUGUGGAUAUUUUGCAAGCCAGUUGGACAUUUAUAAUUAAAUGGAUGAUAAUAAGUGACAAAUGUUUAAAAGAGGAAACAGGACACUAUAUUUGAAAUAAUUAUUUUGUGAAGUGUAAAGAAAGAAAUAUGAAAAUUGUUCAUGUACGCUGAGACGUCAAUAUAACUCGCGAAAAAUGACUUCGUUUUUGGUGUGGUGAGAUGUAAAUUAAAGAACUUUUUGAGUGCUUAUUAAAAAAAUUAAAGAAUGUGAAUGUAUAAUUUGCAAAUAAAGUAAUUGCAACAAUUUAUUAAUAUUAACAUGAGCAAUGCCUUCGGCAAGGCCAGGCAGUCUUAAAGAUCCAGAAAUAGCCGAUCUAUUUAACAAACAUGACCCAGAAAAAAUAUUUGAAGAUUUGCGCGAAAUUGGUCAUGGAUCAUUCGGCGCAGUCUAUUAUGCACGAUGCAAUCUCACUAAAGAAAUUGUGGCCAUUAAGAAGAUGUCUUAUACGGGUAAACAAAGUCUAGAAAAAUGGCAGGAUAUUUUGAAAGAAAUAAGAUUUCUACGUCAAUUAAAUCAUCCAAAUACAAUAGAGUAUAAAGGAUGUUACCUACGAGAAUCUACAGCGUGGCUUGUGAUGGAAUAUUGCGUUGGUUCGGCUUCAGACAUUAUCGAGGUGCAUAAAAAACCGUUACAUGAAGAUGAAAUAUCGGCAAUAUGUGACGGUGUACUUAGUGGUCUUAGCUAUCUACAUAGUCUUGGACGAAUUCAUCGGGACAUAAAGGCAGGAAAUAUACUUCUCACUGAUAAUGGAAUUGUAAAGUUAGCUGAUUUUGGGAGCGCAGCAAUUAAGUGUCCAGCGAAUAGUUUUGUUGGCACACCAUAUUGGAUGGCACCAGAAGUUAUUCUAGCCAUGGAUGAAGGACAAUAUGAUGGAAAGGUGGACGUUUGGUCAUUGGGUAUAACAUGCAUUGAACUAGCUGAAAGGAAACCUCCAUACUUCAAUAUGAAUGCAAUGUCUGCUCUAUAUCAUAUUGCGCAAAAUGAAUCACCAACAUUGCCGAAAAAUGACUGGUCGGAUACAUUUUGUAACUUUGUUGAUUUGUGUCUUAAAAAAAUGCCCGCAGAAAGACCAUCUUCUACUAAGCUUUUGACACAUGCUUAUGUUACAAGGACACGAUCAGAAACAGUACUUUUAGAGUUAAUUGCGCGUACCAAAUCUGCUGUUCGUGAGUUAGAUAAUUUGAAUUAUCGAAAAAUGAAAAAAAUUCUUAUGGUUGAUACAUGUGAGACUGAAAGUGCCAUUGGCGAUACAGACGACACACAAGAUGAACACGCCGGCGGUGAUAGCAGUAAAAGUAAUAGUAUUACUUCAGAACACUCCAUACCAUCUAUGGGCAUAUCAGCGGCCAGUAGUCAAGUAAGCUCCUCAUCAAAUUCAAUUCCGGCUGCCCAAAAUCAUGUGAUUGCUGCUGCCCAACAACAACAUCAGCUUGCUGCAAAUUAUCAUCAUCAGGCGGCACAAGUGUCAGUUGCUGUUGCAAGUGGUGCCGUUUCCCGUAAUCCCUCUCGUCAUCGUAACUUACCGCCUUUACCUAGCAUUAUGCACAGCAUGAAUAAUAACGUUACGCCUACAAAUUCCACGUCUGUUGUGCCAGCACCACCAGUUCCUGUAAUGUCGAUGCCAACAAUGACACAUGUUCAAAGCAGCAGUGGAUCCCCUGCAACUAGUUGCAACGUUGGAGGAACCAGUGAACGUCUACCUAUACAGCGAUAUUUGUCGUCACCUGCUGCAUCUACAGCUGCUUAUUCUGCAUCACCUUCACAACAAGCAAUUUCCAAUGUAGUCAACGAACAUGGACCAAACAAUUUUGCAACCAUACGCACGACAAGUAUUGUUACUAAACAACAAAAGGAACAUAUGCAGGAGGAGAUGCAUGAGCAAAUGUCUGGAUACAAACGAAUGCGUCGUGAACACCAAAGUGCUUUGUUGAAGCUUGAAGAGAAAUGUAAAGUUGAAAUGGAAACGCAUAAAACCGCAUUGGAUAAAGAAUAUGACUAUUUGUUGCAUAAUUUUACUAGAGAACUUGAAAGACUUGAGACGAAGCAUCAACAAGAUUUGGAACGUCGAAUGAAACAAACUACUGCUGCAGAAAAAAAACUACACAAAGAAAUUUCCCUUAAGCAAGAGAACGAUCGCAAAGCUUUUGAUCUUAAUCGAAAGAAAGAAUACAAAGCAAAUAAAGAGCGAUGGAAACGUGAAUUAUCAAUGGAUGAAUCGACACCUAAGCGACAACGAGAUUUGACUUUGCAAUCCCAAAAAGAUAACCUGAAACAAGCUGAAGCACAGGAAGAGCAGCGUUUGCUUAAACUACAAAAACAGCAUAUCGAUGUUGAAAUGCGUAAAUUCAAAAGAAGACGCAUGAUCUUAUUACACGAACUGGAAGAUCAGUUAUUACGAGAUGAGUUAAGUAAGAAACAACAACAACUAGAACAGGCACAUGCAAUGUUACUAAAACAUCAUGAAAAAACACAAGAACUAGAAUAUCGUCAACAAAAAAGUGUUCAUCAGUUACGAGAAGAACAAAUAAAUAAACAACACGAUACAGAAUUACAAAACCAAAAAGAUUAUAUGGAACGCGUAAAGAAAGAACUGCUUCGAAAGCAUGCGCUAGAGAUAAGGCAGCAUCCAAAAAGCCUUAAGCAAAAAGAACUGCAAAUUCGGAAGCAGUUUCGGGAAACGUGUAAAACACAAACAAAGCAAUAUAAACGGUAUAAAGCACAAAUACUGCAGACAACACCAAAAGAACAACAGAAGGAAGUUAUUAAGCAACUAAAAGAAGAAAAGCAUCGUAAACUGACAUUGCUCGGAGAACAGUAUGAACAAAGUAUAGCUGAUAUGUUCCAAAGUCAGAGUUAUAAACUGGAUGAAAGUCAAGUAAUUGAGUGCCAACGUACUAACGAAUUAUUAGAAUAUGAAUUAGAAGUGCUCACUGCCUAUCAAAAUAAAAACAAAAAACAAGCUCAAGAGCAGCGGGAUCGUGAACGACGAGAACUAGAAAACCGGGUUAGCGUGAGAAGGGGUUUAUUGGAAAGUAAGAUGGAGGCUGAGCUGCAGCAGUUCAAUCAAGAGCGAGCAGAACGUUUACGAAUGAAGCAUGAAAAGCAUGCUAAAGAACUAGAAGCAUUCGAUGAAGAAUCAGCUGCGUUAGGUUUCAGCGAAUUGUCUCUUAACGAAGUUUCACGCGAGACAUACCCUGACGAAGAGGGUAGCCUGUCUGGAUCAAUGAUAAGUUUAGCACAUAGUAAUAGUUCUACUAGUUUUCCGGCUGGUUCCCUAUAGCAUAUAAAAUGAUGAUGAAAAAAGCCAAUUAAAAGAAAACACGACAUUAAGGCAAGUCGAAAACAUUGAGUGUUAGUUUCUUCAAUGUGAAAAUAAAGUUUAUAUUAAAUAAUAUAUGAGUAACAAAUUAAUUAUAAAUCGAAAAUUAUUAUACAUAUGAUUUUAGACAAAUUAAAAUUUAAUUAUCGGUAAAGCGAGAACUAAUAUACAAAGUUUUUUUAAAAGAAAGAAUACUUACAUCCGUACGUAUAAUUUGGACUGUGUUGUAACAACUCUGCGACAGAUUUACGAACAAUAAUUCGAAAAA